Molecule: messenger RNA, 511 nt
Organism: Bicyclus anynana (squinting bush brown)
Lineage: Eukaryota; Metazoa; Arthropoda; Insecta; Lepidoptera; Nymphalidae
Exons: 2
Coding region: 1-477 (158 amino acids)
Source: RefSeq, a predicted model, not a curated record
AUGUAUACAAAAGUAUUGGCUUUGAUUCUCCCGAUCUACGUAGCGAGUGUUGAAGCUUUUCAAAUUCAAGAAAAUGCCCUGGCGGAGGCGAGGGGUAAAGGAAAAUAUGCAUUGUUAAUUCACUUCUUCUACGUGGUGGCCACAAAGCUUUUCGUCCUCAAAAUAAUCUACGGCGUCAUUCUCUACAUCAUAGCUACAAAAGCGUGGCACUUUGUUCUGUGGCUCAUACACUAUCUCAAAGAAAAGGAGCACCAUCACGAUCACCAGGAAGUCUACGUGGCGUAUGACCACGAGCCCUAUCACAGCCAUCACAGCUAUCACGAUCAUCAUGAUGAUCACAGCAGUUAUGUGAUAGACGACGAUGCUUACGAUCAUCAACCGUACGGUGCAUACUCUUCUAGCUAUGGAAGAAUUGAUACAAGGCAUACGCAGAAGAAAGUUUACGAUGCCGAUGGAUCUUAUUCUGUAGGAGGUUAGAAGAUGUACUCAAUAGAAAUGCGUCUUUCCGGAA